AUGAAGAGCGAUUGGAGCAUCAGCGAAAGCACCUAUUUUAAUGUUUGUGACAUUCAGAAUUUCACUUGGACAAAAGAGGUGAUGUACGACUAUUUGGCUAAUCCGAGGAAGUAUUUACCUGGCUCAAAGAUGAUCUUCGCCGGUUUGAAGAAAGCUCAAGAUCGAGCCGAUGUUAUCAAAUACAUGGAAGUUGAAUCGACCAAAUAG
Anisakis simplex (herring worm) is the source of this 207-nucleotide messenger RNA. The record is from the annotation of a GenBank genome assembly. Lineage: Eukaryota; Metazoa; Nematoda; Chromadorea; Rhabditida; Anisakidae.